This is a messenger RNA of Striga hermonthica, 1695 nucleotides long. Lineage: Eukaryota; Viridiplantae; Streptophyta; Magnoliopsida; Lamiales; Orobanchaceae. The record is from the annotation of a GenBank genome assembly.
AUGCCUAGUACCGAGCGUUCGUUGGAAUCGACUUCCACAUGGGCAGUGGCCGUAAUUUGCUUCGUCUUGGUUGCGAUUUCAAUCGUGAUCGAGCAUGUUAUCCACCGGACGGGAUCAUGGUUAAAGAAAAAGAAAAAGUCAUCUUUAUAUGAAGCACUUGACAAGAUCAAAGCAGAGCUUAUGCUGUUGGGAUUCAUAUCACUACUGUUGACGAUAUCACAAGAUUACAUAGCAAGAAUUUGCCUUCCAAGAAGUGUGGCAAAUUCAUGGCAUCCUUGCAAUUACAAUGGGGAUGAUGAUAGUGAAUACGAUGAUUCGUGUCUCGCAAGGGGACAAGUGCAACUUGUGUCGGCAUAUGGAAUUCACCAGCUUCAUAUCUUCAUUUUUGUGUUGGCUAUUUCUCAUAUUCUAUACAGCGUUAUCACUUAUGGACUGGGAACACUAAAGAUGAGGAAAUGGAAAUCAUGGGAAGAUGAAACAAAGACGGUUCAAUACGAGUUCUACAACGACCCUGAAAGAUUCAGAUUUGCAAGGGACACCUCAUUUGGACGCAGACAUUUGCAUUUCUGGAGCAAAUCGCCUGUUCUUUUGUGGAUUGUAUGUUUCUUCAGGCAGUUCUUCAGAUCAGUUGAGAAAGUAGACUACUUGACACUUAGGCAUGGCUUUAUAACAGAACAUUUAACACCUCAGAGCCAAGCAACUUUCAAUUUCCACAAGUAUAUAAAAAGAUCACUUGAAGAAGAUUUCAAAAUAAUUGUGGGAAUAAGCCCAAUAAUAUGGUUCUUGGCUGUUUUGUUUCUCCUCACCAACACCAACGGGUGGUAUUCACAUUUUUGGCUACCAUUUAUCCCUUUAAUUAUACUUCUCUUAAUUGGAGCAAAAUUACAAGUGAUCAUAACAAAGAUGGGAAUAAGAAUCCUUGAUAGAGGAGAUGUGAUCAAGGGCACACCGAUAGUUCAGCCGGGUGACGAUUUGUUCUGGUUCAAUCGUCCCGGCUUAAUUCUUUUCUUGAUUCACUUUAUUCUUUUCGAGGUAAAAAUUUCGUUAUAUUUAUAUUUACCAAAAUAUUAUUAUGAAUAUGGAUUUCCAUCUUGCUACCAUGAGAAUGUGGAAGAUUUGGUCAUUCGGAUUUCGAUGGGUGUCGUGGUACAGUUCAUUUGCAGCUACGUAACUCUCCCUCUCUAUGCCUUGGUCACUCAGAUGGGAUCGAACAUGAAGCCAGUGAUAUUCAGCGAGCCAGUGGCAUCGGCUCUUCGAAAAUGGCACCAUGAGGCUAAGAAGCAGCUCAAACACGGGCGCCCGUCGGCUAACACCACCCCCUUUUCAAGCCGACCGGCCUCUCCAAUGCACGGGAGCAUGUCCCCUGUCUACUUGCUCAAUGGACAAAGAAAUGACAGCGAACACAACAUCGUUAACAUGGCUACAUCUCCUAGGACGGCCUCGAAUUAUAGCUCAUCACAUUACAGAAAAAACAUCUAUGAUGAUGAUGACGAUAAUGAUGAUAUUAAUAGGUACGAGAAUUAUGAGAUUGAGAUAGACGUUGAGAACCCAAACCCGAACCCGAACCCGAACCCGUAUCCGAAUCCUCCUCCACCACCUCGACCUCAAGAGGCCAGUCAACAGCAUGAGGUGCAGAUUAGUUUGAGUGAUUUCUCUUUCAGGCAAAAGGAGAAGCUAUCAUCCUAUCCUAGUUAG